AUGGUCAAAGGCUCCUCUGGUCCCGGUCUGGUCCUCACCGUGUCUGCGAUCGGAGCCACAGACUCUGCAGAGAAGAACAAAGAACACAGCGCCAAGAUAUUCAACUUCCUCACCAGCGAACUGCAACUGCACGAGGACAGGAUUGGGAUCGUGUUCACUGCUCUUCAGCCCCACCAAGUGGGCAAGAAGGGAACUGUCAUGACUUUCUUGAUGUGA
This is a messenger RNA of Knipowitschia caucasica, 216 nucleotides long. The record is from the annotation of a GenBank genome assembly. NCBI's taxonomy places the organism in Eukaryota, Metazoa, Chordata, Actinopteri, Gobiiformes, Gobiidae.